AUGGCAGGUCAGGGUCUUGCAUUGCCAGAACCCAAAAAUAGGUUGCUCCUCUGGAGUGUCCUUGUCGUGGUUUCUUUGAUUUCUGGUGCUUAUUUCGUUGGUAAUGCCUUUUUUGCGAAUGAAUACAAACAGUGUUUGCCGCUCGCAAUUGAUUUAACUAUUCACAAACUUGGGCUUUCUGACAAGAGAUUAGCACGAUGGGGACUAAUUCAUACAAUAUCAAAUUCAGAAUCAAAUGCUUGCAAGAGACAAUGCUUGCCUUUUGGAACUGAGGCAUUGCCUGAAGGAAUUAUUGCUAGAACAUCAAACUUAGAAAUGCGGCCCUUAUGGGACUCUGGUAAAGAUCAUCAGAAAAUACUGUCUAAUGUGCUAGAAGAGAACCUGGAAAUCUCAUCCAAGAGAAUUUUAAAGCGCCCAUUGAACUUGUUGGCAAUGGCAGUAGGACUUAAGCAGAAAGAAAUUGUCAGCAAAAUUGUUGAAAAGUUCUUGUCAAGUGAAUUUGUUGUGAUGCUUUUUCACUAUGAUGGUUUUGUGGAUGGAUGGAAGAGUUUGGCUUGGAGUAAACAUGCCAUACAUGUAUCUGCUAUCAAUCAAACAAAAUGGUGGUUUGCGAAACGGUUUUUGCAUCCAGACAUAAUUGCUGAAUACAAUUAUAUAUUUCUUUGGGAUGAGGACCUUCUUGUUGAUAAUUUUGAUCCAAAAAGGUAUUUAUCUAUUGUUAAAGAAGAGGGUCUUGAGAUAUCACAGCCAGCUCUGGAUCCUACAAAAUCUGAGGUUCAUCAUCCACUGACAGUCCAUAAAGCGGGAUCAAAAGUGCACAGAAGGUAUUAUAAAUUAAGAGGCAGUGGAAGGUGUGAUGACAAUAGCAUCGCUCCUCCUUGCAUUGGCUGGGUGGAAAUGAUGGCACCGGUGUUUUCCAAAAAGUCUUGGCAAUGUGUAUGGCAUUUAAUCCAGAAUGACUUAAUCCAUGCCUGGGGCCUGGAUAGACAGCUCGGCUAUUGUGCUCAGGGUGAUCGAAUGAAAAAUGUUGGUGUUGUUGAUUCUGAGUACAUAGUUCAUCUGGGUCUGCCUACUCUUGGGGGACCAAAUGGCAAUGAGGCAAGCACCAUCAGACUCCCCUGGAGAUAA
Messenger RNA from Sphenostylis stenocarpa, 1128 nucleotides. The record is from the annotation of a GenBank genome assembly. Lineage: Eukaryota; Viridiplantae; Streptophyta; Magnoliopsida; Fabales; Fabaceae.